Molecule: messenger RNA, 1326 nt
Organism: Colletotrichum orchidophilum
Lineage: Eukaryota; Fungi; Ascomycota; Sordariomycetes; Glomerellales; Glomerellaceae
Exons: 1
Coding region: 1-1326 (441 amino acids)
Source: RefSeq, a predicted model, not a curated record
AUGGUUCUCGAGGAGCUUGAGAUGGUAAAUGAAAGACAUGACUUGUCGGCCUGGGCAAGCGUUUCCAAGGAGUGGCAAAGCUUUUUUGAACCUCAGAACUUCCACCACCUCCAAAUUUCAUAUCCCGGUUCCGAUGUGGAUUAUUUGGACCAUAUUAUCAACAGUCACCGAAGAAACUACAUCAGAAAGGUCUCAUUGCAUGUUGUCCUUGAAGAAUACGACAGUACCCACGGGUUCGACCAACCAGAGAUCACAGACACAAUCAGGGCAAACAAUAAACUCUUCUCCCAGGCCCUGAAGCAGCUGUUCAAUUCUCUUUCAGCAUGGAUUGAUCGCUCAUCCACAGGAGGCAUUGAACUCGAGUUGAGCGCCAGCUCCCCAAGCGAUGAACAUCACCCUAGAAGCCACCGAGUACUCGCAGCUGGACAUGAUCUAAGUCGUGUUAUUUCCUUGAACUCGAAAAGGCGUCUUCUUGGCAACCUCCUGGACCUCAGCUCUGGUAAGCUCAAACUUGACCAGGUCUCCAUUGUCAGUCAUCUUUCAGUAACUCGCCAUUGUUACAGAAGCAUGUCGAGGACGGCAUUGGCGAAAAUUCUUUCCAGUCUGUGUCGUCUCCAAACCAUCUCUUAUGAGCCGUGGCGCGCGGUUGGCCCAUGGGAUCGAGGCCACCUCAAACGCGAGGAGGCAAUGAUUAUGUUAUUCGAAUGUGUGAGCAAGUCUGCUACUGUCAAAGAAGUCAGCCUUUGGGAGGCGCAAUCUUGUAUGCACAAGAACCCGUCCUUUCCUAGGUUUGCCAAUGCUGCUCUGGUAUCGUCGGCGGUCAAUGCAAGUUACAAUCUCCAAGGCUUUACCCAAUUCGACGCGGUCAAUGCGAAUGACUUCUUCCGGCAUGCAUCGAUGGACGAACCAGGCAACCCUACUGGGCUACCGAAUAGUCUCCGCAUCUGGCCAGCUCUCCAAUACCUAGGCCUAACGAUGCAAAUUGGAGACCAGGUCUCUCUCCCGUCAUCUUUGGAAUGUCUGCUUCUUGAGGCAAGUCGAGCUGCUUUGCGUAUGCCUCUUCUAGAAGCGAUGGAAAUAGUGGCCCCGGGCGACGGUGAGGGGUUCGCCUUCAGUUUCAAAGUUGGAAGAGAUUCGGCACUGCUUACUGUGGUGUCAACCUGGCAGCUAGCAUUGAGCAGAAAGGUUGUGAGGUCAUGGAGAUCAGUGGCAUCUCGCUGUGCGCAACGUGAAUUCGCCUUCGAGAACAGGGUGGUCAACAUGAAAUCGCCAAACAGAGCUAAAGGCGCAUUGAGAUUAAUGAGGUUACUCAGGGAGCGGAGAUGA